This is a messenger RNA of Sturnus vulgaris (Common starling), 2889 nucleotides long. The record is from RefSeq and is a predicted model, not a curated record. NCBI's taxonomy places the organism in Eukaryota, Metazoa, Chordata, Aves, Passeriformes, Sturnidae.
CUGAUGGGUGAAGGUGUUGGCUCCGUGGCAGCGUGGCCUGCUGAUUCUGCAUUUUCCUUAAAUGCCGGGAGUUUUCGGUUUCUUUAUUAGCUAACAACAAAACUUUUCGCAGUUGCAUCGUGAGUUUUAAAAGUGCUGUUUUCCGUGCGAGGUGUUGGAGGUGGCAGGCUCUGUUGAAAUCCAGGAGGUUCAGAGCCUUUGCUGGCUGCCUUUCCUGCCGGAUUCUCCAGCUUUUACAACCGAACCACGGGCUUAAAACCUGUGUCCCAGAAAGGAGUAAACAGGAAAAAAGGGACAUUGCCGUAAUAAAGUCUAUGCUUGAAUAGAGACAGAAAAAUGAACUUCCUCCCUCACUUCUUUAUCUGAGAUACUACUUCUAAAGUAUUUUUAAAAAUCCCGGAGUGAGUUUUAAAUUGAUAGAAAUCACUUCAGGUAUCUGAAUUUUAAUGCCUGAAAGUAAAAGCAGCAUGCCUGUUUUUAAAUCUUGGUUGUAAUCCCUUAGAAUCUCAUAGUAGAUUUACAUUGAAUGUUGAUGUCUUAAAUUAUAAAGACAUACUGAUAGCGUUCUUUUAUUUACCGUAGUGUAAAAUUGUAUUUCCUUAUUUUAAAUAUAACUUGUUACUGUAUGAAAUGUAUUCAUAGAUUUCUGUGUAGUAAAGUACACCAGGCCAAGAGCUGAUGCUGUAACUUUCAAAAUAAUUAUCACCUUUAUUGCAGUUUUCAGCCAAUCUGAAAUUAUGGCAGUGGAUGCUUUUGUGAAAACUGCAAGACUGAAACAGAAAUUGAUGAGACUGUGAGCAGCUGCAGAGUGUGGGGUGGUUUGGGUUGGUAAAUGACUUAAAACAGUUCUGUUUAAGAUAGGAGGACAUGACAGUGUCCUGUCCUUACAGAGUUCUCUGCAAGCAGUGUUUUAUUAAGCAGACUCUUGGGCCCUGGGGCUUGUUGUGCCAGAACAGCUGUUUUAUUUCAGAGGCUCCUUCACAAAGUGCUCGGAGUGGAAGGGCAGCCUGUCAGUGCUGCACUCUGCAGAAAGCCCCGGGACACAGGGCUGAGCUGAGAGCUCACAGCCCCUCUCCAGCCUGUGCAGUGUGCUUUUAAAACACGGGGAAAACAAUCUAAACAAGGCAGGAGAGAAAUGAAACUAGAGUGGCUUUUCACUUUCUCUGGUGACACAAUUGUUUUUACUGAACUCUUGUCCAACAUCUGAAGUUUACAGAUUAGGGCCUGCUGAUUUGGUGCCCCAGUCUUGAAUAAAACACAUUCUUGAUACUGUGAUUAUUUUGCAUUCUACUCCUCUAACAUAUCUCUCUUUUCUGUUAAAAUUGUCUGCAGAAGAUGCUGAAAGGACAGGGGACAUUCGAUGGGGAAGAAAAUGCUGUAUUAUACCAGAACUAUAAGGAAAAAGCUCUGGACAUAGAUUCUGAUGAAGAGUCUGAGCCCCAGGAGCAGAAGUUGGAUGACAAGGUUGUUUUUCCCUACAAGCCCCUGAGGUCGACGUGGAGCCAGCUCUCUGUGGUGAAGAAGAACGGCCUGUCAGAAGCCAUCAGCCAGGAGGAGAGGAAAAGGCAGGAGGCAAUAUUUGAGGUGAUAUCUUCUGAGCACUCCUAUUUGCUGAGCCUGGAGAUUCUGAUCCGGAUGUUUAAAAAUUCCAGGGAACUGAGCCUCACAAUGACCAAAACAGAGAGCCACCACCUCUUCUCCAACAUCACAGAUGUUUAUGAAGCAAGCAAAAAGUUCUUUGAGGAGCUGGAGGCGAGGCACCAGAACAACAUUUUCAUCGAUGACAUCAGUGACAUCGUGGCGAGACACGCGAGCUCCACCUUCGACCCCUACGUGAAAUACUGCACCAACGAGGUGUACCAGCAACGCACCCUGCAGAGACUGCUGGCCACAAAUCCAGCGUUUAAGGAGGUGCUGUCCCGGAUCGAGUCCCACGAGGAUUGCAGGAAUCUGCCCAUGAUCUCCUUCCUCAUCCUCCCCAUGCAGAGAGUCACUCGUCUCCCCUUGCUGAUGGAUACUAUUUGCCAGAAAACCCCCAAGGAUUCAGCAAAAUAUGAGAACUGCAAGCAGGCUCUGAAAGAAGUCAGCAAGCUCGUGCGGCUGUGCAACGAGGGCGCCCGCAAGAUGGAGAGGACCGAGAUGAUGUACACCAUUAACUCCCAGCUGGAAUUCAAAAUCAAGCCAUUUCCACUGGUUUCCUCUUCACGGUGGUUGGUGAAGAGGGGUGAAUUAACAGCAUAUGUAGAAGACACUGGACUUUUUUCCAAAAGAACCUCUAAGCAGCAGGUGUACUUCUUCCUCUUCAACGACGUCCUCAUCAUCACCAAAAAGAAGAGUGAGGAGAGCUACAACGUGACCGAGUACUCGCUGCGGGAGCAGCUGCUGGUGCUGCCGAGUGUCGGGGAGGAGCCCUGCCCCUCUCCCGGCAAGAACGCGGCCGGGAUGCUGCACUCGGGCAGGAAUUCUGCAUCACACCUCUUCAGACUCGUGCUCCUCAGCAACCACGCCGGGGACAGGGUGGAGAUGCUCCUGGGAGCAGACACUCAGAGUGACAGAGCCCGCUGGGUCACGGCGCUGGGCCACGACAGCGACGGGCAGCACACGGACAGGACCACGCUGGCUCAGGUGGAGAUCAUCAGAACGUACACGGCCAAGCAGGCGGAUGAGCUCUCGCUCCAAGUCGCUGAUGUCGUUUUGGUUUAUCAAAAAGUGAACGAUGGCUGGUACGAGGGGGAGCGGCUGCGGGACGGCCAGAGGGGCUGGUUCCCCUCGGAGUGUGCCAAGGAGAUCACCUGCAGGACCACCCUGGACAAGAACAUGGAGCGCAUGGGGCGCCUGCUGGGGCUGGAGACCAACGUCUAGCCUUGGCCUCAGCCUCAGCCUCAGCCU